CCCUCCGCCCCCGCUCUAGGAGUGGCUGGGGACAUCCCCCUUCUGAGGAAGCCACAGGAUAAAUACUUCCUCCCCGAGCGGCUCCGGGCAGACAGCCCAGCCUGGCAGGAUGGACACAGCCCGUAGGCGCCCAGGUGUGAUGGGAGCUGUUCCCUGGCUCUCUCUAGUCCUCCUCUGCGGCUGCAGCCACUUCCAGAGCUCAGAUGCAGCUUCCGGCCUGCGCCCAGAAAUCAUCACGCCCCUGAAGCCUGUGAAAAGUCCCACUCUAGGGAAACGCUUCAGCGUCAGCUGCCAGGCUCAGAGCCCCUUCCCGAGGAUGACCCUCAUCUACUGGCUGGCAAACGGCUCCUUCGUGGAGCACCAGUACCCGGACGAGGCAGUGAGCGAAGGGGACGUCGUAACGGAGCCCAGGGGCACCAGGGUCCUCCUGACCCGAGAGCUGCUCUUCCGCUCCUUCUCCCGGCGGGACUGGAGCACCUCGUUCCUGUGCAUGGUGAGGAACCCAGCCGGGCUGGAAAAGGCCCUGGUCCACUGGGACCCUGAGCCACCAGCCCAGAUCUCCGAGCCGCGGCAGGAGACCAGGCAGGACGUCCAGCUCCCGGCAAGCACCCCCACCGUGGACAGGGCCGAGAGCACGGAGUGAGCGCGGGGACAGCAGUGCCGACCCGAGAGGCAGCGAUAUUGUACCCAUGGCUGCCAAGCUCCACUUCCCUGCAAAUCCCUGCCAGCCUCCCUCCCCAGCCCAGCUGCCCUCCCCAUUCUCCCUGCCCCCACAUGGAGCCCUGCAGGCCAGGGGCUGGAUACAGCCCCCCCCAAACACACUGCACUGGCGGGGGAGGCUCCCGCAGGACUUGCCCUCAGGCCAUGGCCUGGGAAAGCCCCUGUUUGCCCCCCACCCCCAUCCCUCUUCCACUGGCAGGAUCAUUCUCAGCCCUAGUGACCAAAGCCGCCCCCUGCUGCCAGCCCAGCCUACGACUGAAGAGCAGGUUCCCUUCACUAGCUGCCAGCAAUGCCCUGCCCGUUACAUGCCCAGGAGGGCAGCACCAGCUUGCGGCAGGGGCUGAGAGCCCAGCACCCUCUGGCUGCCAGCGCUCCUCCCACUUCGCACUGUUUGUGUUAAAUAAACACACAAUGCUCUGCA
Mauremys reevesii (Reeves's turtle) is the source of this 1141-nucleotide messenger RNA. RefSeq names its product interleukin 18 binding protein (gene IL18BP). Bases 110 to 643 code for a protein of 177 amino acids. The transcript has 6 exons. The record is from RefSeq and is a predicted model, not a curated record. NCBI's taxonomy places the organism in Eukaryota, Metazoa, Chordata, Testudines, Geoemydidae. Gene Ontology annotation, molecular function: interleukin-18 binding.